UGGGGGAGUUCCAAAAUGAAGGCUUCUUCUUAUUCCCCCGGCGAAGGCAGCAUGCCGCCGUGCAUCUGUUCCCGUGCCUCUCCUCCCUGGGCACGACCAGAACACGAAGAUGCCGCAGCAGCAGCAGUCGGCUUUCCCUCACGAUUGGACCCGCAGCAUCGACAAAAUUCCGGAGGUGGUAGAAGAGGGCUUCAAGAUGCACGGCGACGAGGGCUUCCUGUCGAUUGCCGCGGCUACGUAUGCCACUCUCUUCCCCAGCCUCAGCGACGAAAGCGCUCGGAUCUACAAGCACCCGUUCCCCUUCUUCGGGUUCGAACCCAUAGGGAGCGCGCAGCGAGACCACACCAGCCGUGCCAACGUAUCACUGCCAGGUCACCAGGCAGGGGCAUGAUGAACGCACUGACGAUAUCUAAUGAUUUGUCCCUGUCUGUUUCCCUCAGGCAUGAAGGGCUACCAGCACAUCGAGCGACCCCACACCCACAACGAACACAUCGCGUGCUACUGCCUUGCCGGCGGCUACACGCACCCUAUCUACACGGCCAAAAGGGGGGACGUCACCAUCGGCGCGGACCUCCUGGUGCCGGCCAACGCGCCGCAGGGCGUCGCCGGCUCCAUCCAGCGAUCGCGGCUGUUCAGCAAGCAUCAUCACAAACUGAUGGGGGACGCCAUGCUGUCGGCGGUCAUGGAGUGGCAGUAUGGCCGCGGUGGGUUCCCACUCUACUACCUCGACAAAGACGUGAUCCACAAGCCGUGCAACUAUGGUGAGGCGGGGGAAUGUGUGUGUGGAUCAUUCGUAUGUAUGGAUCUCUCCUUGUGUGUGCAGACCCUGAGUUGAUUUCGGUGUUAGUACAAGGCAAGUCGGACAGCACUCGUGCUACAGACCAGUUCGACCCGGACAAAAAAUGGCUUGAGCUGGUGAGUGACACAACAAGGUCAUGAUGGCGGCAUCUCUCGACCUUGUUUGCCGCUGCAGGAGAGAAGAGAAGCGACGCCUGAGGAAAAGAAGCAAGCGCGAGACCGCUUGCGCGAGGCAGAGACCAACAGCAAGACGGACCUCGAGCUCAUCGGGGGCGACUGGAGGGUGAGACUGGAACUGCCCCCCGAGGAGGCCGCCGAGUACGUCAUCGAACUAUGGGGAAAGUACCUAGAGAGGUGCGCCGCCCCACAGGCAUACAGACGUGUGACGUCUUACCUCUGUGCGCGUCAGGUUCCCCAUGAAGUCUCUCGCGAGUGACGGCAUCGUCCAAGUGUGGUGCCCCCCUGGAAGAGAGACAUCGAUCAACGUGCCGACCAAGCUCUAACAACACACACACACACACACAUGACUUUUUUGCGUCUUCUGCUGGGUGCACGAGGGUGACUCACAUUCAUGCAUACACUCAUGUACGGCUGAGUCGGUUGCUCGCAUCCAUUCCAUUGCAUUCGUACACACGUUGCGUGCGUGGACGGCAUAGCAUCCAUGCAUUCAUACGCGGCUAUAUGGCUGCCUGCUGGCCUGUCAUGAAUGUGCCUGCCUUCUUUUCUACAUGCUCACAUCAAACCAUGCAGUUCAAGGUGGGAGCAUCGCACUUUUUUGUGUCCCCAUCGAUCCAUGGCAUGGUAUCAGAGAGCAUCAGCACAGUCACCUGAGAGAGCAUCAGUACACGUGAGUAUUGGUGGCUGUGGAGGGGGUUCAUGUGGUGUGCUGCGAGCAUGUAUCCAUGGAUUGAGUGAAUAUCGUGCUGUGCAUGGUGGGGAGGGGUGGGCCGCUAGCUCUCUAAGCCUCUCUUCUUCUCUUAAACUAGCCUCUUGCUCUGCCUUGUCUCUCUCAGAGGUACUGAAGCCCUUGUAUCGCUUUCAGUCCUCUCAUUCACACGUUGAUGGAUUUUUCCAUGUCUAAGUGCGUUGGUGCGCGCAGUGGUCUUUUCUCAAUGAGUAGACGAAUGGGAUGGACAAUCGAACCAAACGAGUCACAUCUCUUAAAGUCGACCGAC
Vitrella brassicaformis is the source of this 1973-nucleotide messenger RNA. The record is from the annotation of a GenBank genome assembly. Lineage: Eukaryota; Vitrellaceae.